Messenger RNA from Ornithodoros turicata, 2408 nucleotides. RefSeq names its product ras-related and estrogen-regulated growth inhibitor-like protein. Gene Ontology annotation, molecular function: GTP binding; GTPase activity. The transcript is spliced from 8 exons. NCBI's taxonomy places the organism in Eukaryota, Metazoa, Arthropoda, Arachnida, Ixodida, Argasidae. The record is from RefSeq and is a predicted model, not a curated record. The coding region runs from base 642 to 1166 and encodes 174 amino acids.
GGUAAAACGUGGCUGUGUUUCAAACUUGCUUCUUCGUGAAGACUUUUCUCGUUUGCGUUCAGCUGAGUCUAGCAGCACCGUUUUCUGUUAUGUCUGCAGUAUGUGAUUCCUUGUUACACACCUGGAGGACGCAGUGACAUAGUGCAGCAUAUCACAAUUGCACUUACAGAGGGGGAAGGUGUCUUAAGCUGGAUUAUGGUGGCUGACAUACGAAGGGCGAAGAAUUACAGUAAAAGGGCUCGGUUCGACGUCUGGUGGGAAAUUAUCCCUAACUCGUCAGGCGACAGUGAUGUAUGUUCCCGACUGAUUUGCUGUUCCUGAUGGCUAUAGGUUCCGACACAAAUAUGAAGUUCUCCCCGGAUAACCACAGACCCAACAAAAACUACGCACAGUAUCGCAACAGAAACAGUCGAAAAAAAAAAUUAGCUAGGGAAAGCAAACUUCUGACUGCGUGGGGUCAGCCACUCCUUGCCUUGUUGCAGAUCCACCGGCCCACUCCUUCGCUCCACGCUUUCCUAAAUAAAUCUCGGCGUUCUCGUUUCACGAAGGAUUAGUACUCACCGCAGGACAUUGGCAGCUACGCUGUGACCGUGCGAUAUCUGACGAAGCGUUACAUCGGGGAAUACAGCUCGAGUAAAGACAUGCUCUACAGGCACAGCAUCACAUUCGACAACGUGGCGACAGACGUUGAAAUUCUAGACUCGAGCUGCUGCAUGGUGACGGGUUGCUUGUAUGACCACAUCACCUGGGCCGACGCCUUCGUCCUCGUGUACAACAUCUGCGAGCGAUCCAGUUUUGAGCACGCCAGGGCCCUCCUGGAGACCCUGGUUGCCCUCCGCGGAGCCCGUUCAGCCCCCAUGAUACUUCUUGGCAACAAGCGAGACCUCGAGCAUUGUCGUCAGGUCGGCGUCGAUGACGGCCACGAGACGUCACUCAACUUCCACUGCCAGUUCUACGAAGUGUCCGCAGCCGAGAACUACGUCGGCGUCUCCCUUGCCUUCCAGAGCCUGAUUCGAGAGACGAGGGCGUUGCAAGCGCUCAGGACUCUGCCUAUUCGACGCAAAGUAGGAGCCGCAAUGACAGUGUCGAAAAUGAUCGGCAUGGUAUUCGGCAAGGCGCACAAGUCCAACAGGAAUGGAAAAAAGAGACCGUCGCUUUCUAUUUAAGUGUCGUUCCAACAUGGUACGGUCCACCGUGCGGACGAUUCACGAUAACGCAUGGUUACGUAAGACGGUGGUUACGCGUUGCUAUAGGACUGGUGCACGCAUUGUGAUGUGGAAGUGGUGCCCCUGGGACUACGUAUGGGGGCAAGCGCAAGUAGCGCUGAAGCGCCAUUAUGGAUCCUCAGUUGGUUACGCUGGCCUAGAGCGAUCGAUGCUGAUAUACCUGGUCUGGACAUGUCUGGAAAGACAGGUGUGCAAGAAAGUAGUUGUGAACUAUGAGCGAUUAUGAUAGCUAUCAGGAGCUACAUUAAUGGUAGUCAAUUGGAGCACGGAGAAGGUUUGAUUUAUUUGAAAUCUGCUGUAUAGCUAUCACGAAGCGCGACCACAACGCAUCUUCUCAAUCUUCUGAGUAGCCGAGUUUCGUGAAGUAACUUUAUCGUGGGUUCGUGCUGAACAGCAAUGUGAUUGAAGAAUGUGCGUGAUGUAAAUAGAAGGAAAGUGUAUCGUACAUUGUGAUCAAGAAGCAGAACCAUGUGCGUUUUCAAUGUUACGCCAUGAAGUGCCAAUGAAACCCCAAUCCCGCAUGGAUGUCAUCGCAACCGUUCCAGAUUCGUGCCUGUGUACCGCAUGUUUAUGUGCUGGGUUUUCUCUACAAGCACGACCUGCCCUUCAGACUGGAUGGCCAGCACUAGUGGCGUGCAUCACUGCCAGGCUCUAUACUGUCAUCAAGUAGGAGAACUACCUAUGCAGGUAGUCCUCUAGUAUUAGACAUCAUGAGAGGGUGUGUAUUGUCAUCAAGUAGGACAACUAUACCUGUGGAGGUAGUCUCCUAGUGCUGGGCGUCUUUACCAGGGCGUGUAUUGCCAUCAAGUGGGAAAACUACCCGUGGAGAGAUAGUCCUCUGCAUCUUCGCUAGCCCAACUGUGGCCAGGAAUGAAUGUCUGUAGUCCAGUCAACAGGCAUCUCUUUCAGAAGCACGUUGGUGGCGCGACGUCUUUCUCGUCACUCAGGCAUAGCGCUGUGGAAGCACGCUAGCCGGAGACAGACUCGUCGAUGAUACAUCAAACGAACAGCAACGCGUCUCGUGUGUAGGACGUUGUUGCAGUGGCAUGGAUGGUACCACCCAGAAUGUGGACAUAAAGAAAAUUUCCGGUGAAGGAAGACUGCAGUAUUUGUGCCAACAAAAUUUGUGCCAAGUGAUGUAAAUUGAACUUUUAUACUUGUUCUAGAAUAUAAGAGCGAUUC